Molecule: messenger RNA, 981 nt
Organism: Phlebotomus argentipes
Lineage: Eukaryota; Metazoa; Arthropoda; Insecta; Diptera; Psychodidae
Product: hatching enzyme 1.2-like
Exons: 2
Coding region: 1-981 (326 amino acids)
Biological process (GO): proteolysis
Molecular function (GO): zinc ion binding; metalloendopeptidase activity
Source: RefSeq, a predicted model, not a curated record
AUGGAGCGAUUUUUCAUCAUAUUCUUAGCUGGUGCUGUUUUUGUCGUGACUCAGGCAGCGCCACGUAGUGAUUUGAAUUCAACUGGACGAGAUCUCUGGAGUCAGUAUAUUGACUUGUCUUUCCUCGGGCCGGGAAUCUUUGGUGUGCCGAAUGAGAAAAUCGGCAAGGUUCUGGAGAAUUUCGCAAACUUCCAAGGAAAUCCUGAGGAGCAGGGAUCGUAUCUGGAGGGAGACCUGCUGAUUCCAGUCUCACGUGCCAGGAAUGGUCUCGUGGCGCAAGCAACUCGCUGGCCAAAUGGUGUUGUUCCGUAUGAGAUUCAGGGUUCCUUCAGCGCCAACGACAUGAGUUUGAUUGAGAAGGCCAUCAAGAUGUUCCAUGUCCACACUUGCAUCCGCUUCGUGCCUCACACAACAGAAGCGGACUAUAUCCGAAUCGUGAGCGGCCGAUCCGGAUGCUGGUCCAGCGUUGGCCGCAUUGGCGGUCCGCAGGAUGUGAAUCUGCAAUCUCCGGGCUGCCUCAAUCAGGUGGGAGUGCCAAUUCACGAGCUGCUGCACGUGCUCGGCUUCCUGCACGAGCAAAACCGCUCAGAUCGCGACAAGAGCGUCAUCAUUAAGUGGCAGAACAUCAAGGCGGGCACAACUGAUAACUUCCAGAAGGCCAGAGAUGGCACGACCAACAAUUUUGGCGUCCUGUACGACUACAAUAGCGUUCUUCACUACUCCGCGCACGCGUUCUCGAAGAAUGGUCAGCCCACAAUCGUGGCCAAGACCAGAAGUGCUGCCAACAUGGGUCAGCGCAGAGGAUUCUCCCUGGGUGACCUCAAGAAGGUCAAUGCGAUGUAUCACUGCGACUUGAGCCAAAAAGGACCUCUCGUGAAGCCAACUCGCAGUGAUGCGCAGCAGAAGCCACAAGCACAGCCCGAAGCGAAUCUCUUGGAGAACGUCGUGACGGGCAUUGUGAACUUCUUCAAGCCCGAAUAA